AUGCAGGAUCUUCCAAAGCAGCUAUAUGGCAAUGAUUGCGGCAUCUUUAUGUUGAUGUAUUCACAGUACACUGUACUGGAAGCGCAGUUUGACUUCACAGUUGAAGACAUGCCAACUCUGAGGAAAUGGUGGUGUUUGUUACUGAUGGAGACCUUUGACCUUGGGAGCUAUGGCAAAUUAUUUGCCCAUUGGACGGAGGAAGCCAAGGCUAUGCUUCGAGGGGAAGUACAGCCAGUUCUGAGGGUGAAAAAGCGCAAGUUGCAACAGACAGACCUGUUGCCUGCUACACAAGAACGUUGA
Molecule: messenger RNA, 300 nt
Organism: Knipowitschia caucasica
Lineage: Eukaryota; Metazoa; Chordata; Actinopteri; Gobiiformes; Gobiidae
Source: the annotation of a GenBank genome assembly